AGAAGCCUUGAGUGUUGUAAUCUACACCUCGAUUAGCCUGAUAUGAAUCCUUAUUAUUUCAAAUAAUGAUUUUCAGUAUUAGUGUCAUUGUGUCAAUAUAGCCUACAAUUUCUCGUUCUGAACUUCAAACGUGGGUGGGAUUUAAGGACGGGUGUGGCAGCUCACCGCCAACAUCGCCUAAACAAUGAAACUGUGUUGCAGUUGUCGGUUAUCAUUGGUUAGCGCUGGAACUGAUUUUAGUCUAGGCCUAGGUCUGAUCACCAUGGCAGCAAACAUCAUAGUCCACCAACAGUUGGCAGCACCUGCUAUGAAGGGCUGGAACACUGGCCUUUUUGACUGCUGUCAAGACAUGAAUUCCUGUUGUUAUGGUUUCUGGUGCUGUCCUUGCUUAGCCUGCUCCACCACGGGAGAGUUUGGAGAGAGUACCUGUCUGCCAUUAGUGGACAUCAUUGGCCCUGCUUGCAUGGUUGCCUUUGGGGUGCCCAUCAUUGUGCCACCCGCAAGUCUGUCCAUGCGGGUUGCUGUACGCCACAAAUAUGGCAUUCAGCAAAGCCUUUGUGAGGAUAUCAUGGCGUCCUGCUUCUGUGUCUGGUGCUCAUGGUGUCAGAUGGCCAGGGAGAUCAAAGACCACAAGAAGAGCUGCACUUUCACAACCACCCAGCCUGUGGCCAUCCAAGUGCAGCCUCCAACCAUGACCAACUCAAACGUGUCCUACACAACCAAUCAACAGAGCUACACCAUGACCAGCCCACAGUCCCCCAACCAACAGGGCUACAUCAUGACCAACCCACAGGGCUACACCAUGACCAGCCCACAGUCCCCCAACCAACAGGGCUACAUCAUGACCAACCCACAGGGCUACACCAUGACCAGCCCACAGUCCCCCAACCCACAGGGCUACAUCAUGACCAACCAACAGGGCUACAUCAUGACCAGCCCACAGUCCCCAAACCAACAGGGCUACGUCAUGACCAGCCCACAGUCCUCCAGCAUGGUUGAGAAGCACCCUGAUAUGAUGGCAGGCCCCCCUGGCAUUGCCGGAGGGGCUCAAAUUAAGAUGGCAUCUGACCAACAUGCCAUGGCAGGCCCUUCUAAAAUGAUGGCUUCUGCUCCUAAUGCCUAUAACCCUGCUUUCAUGAUGCCCCCUGAUAUGUCUAACCAUAUGGUGAACACCACGGUCUCCACCCAACCAUCCAAGUGCUGAGCUCUGCUGCUUCAUCUAAUCAAUUUCUGAUAGCUGACAUUGCUGUAAUGUUCAGUCAGUGAAUUCAUUUGAUUUAUGAAAAUAUGUUUUUAUAUGGUUAAAGUUUAUAUUAAUAAAGUCAUUUAUAUUGUGUU
This is a messenger RNA of Oncorhynchus kisutch (coho salmon), 1338 nucleotides long. RefSeq names its product DNA-directed RNA polymerase II subunit 1. The transcript is spliced from 4 exons. The record is from RefSeq and is a predicted model, not a curated record. NCBI's taxonomy places the organism in Eukaryota, Metazoa, Chordata, Actinopteri, Salmoniformes, Salmonidae. Bases 185 to 1204 code for a protein of 339 amino acids.